CACGUCUGACCGGGCCGAGGUCGAGUGACGUGUGUGUGUGUGUGUGUGUGUGUGUGUGUCGUGUGAGGGAUGCUGAGGAGCCGUGGGAGGUGUUGAACUGUGAUGUGGUGCGUCUGUGACUCAUUGGCAGAGUGUGAAAGUUGCCGAGUCAGUCAAAUUAACUUCUCCGAGACAUUCGGAUCGUUGGACGUUUGCUGAGAGGAUACUAAUCACGGAUCGUGGCACACGUCACCUCGCCGAAGGUGAGCCGGAGCGCUGUCUGGGCUCUGAGGGCGAGGAUGAGGGCAGUGUUUGGGGGAUGGAGGUUCUGGACAGCAGAGAUGCUCAGGAUAAAGUCAGUCUGACGCCCAGCGAGGGCACGGAGCCCGGCAGUCCCGUCCCGUGUGAGGAGAUCUGGGCCGACACCGAAAACACACCGCUGAAAACCCCAGCCGCAGACCCUGAACACUGUCAGACUGACGCUCGAGUGAUGGACGGCGCGCCGCAUUUCGACACCGUGGUGCAGCUGAGGAAAGUAUCUCGCCUGCAACAGCACAACGGAGUCGUGAGCUCGUACCAUUUAGACGACGCUCAGGGCGAGAUGUCGCCCGUCUGCUGGUCACCAGGAGAACACGAGUCACCCGAGGGCAAAGACGGUGUUCAGGCGUCUCUGCGGGAACAUGUGAAGUUCUGUCAGGACAGGGAUGGAGGAGACAGUGUGUGUCCUCUGUGUGGAUACAGUACACCGCACCGCGCUCAGAUGGAGCAUCACUUAACCCUCCACAGCCAGACGCACCAAAAGAGCCCCAUGUCCGAGUCCGGUUCGGAGAACAGGAAGUUCAAGUGUAAUCAGUGUGGAAAGGCUUUUAAAUACAAGCAUCACCUCAAAGAGCACCUGCGCAUUCACAGCGGUGAGAAGCCGUACGAAUGCUCGAGCUGUAAGAAGCGUUUCAGUCACUCGGGCUCCUACAGCUCACACCUCAGCAGUAAGAAGUGCCUCAGCGGCGGCACGCUGGGAAACGGAGCUCAUUAUAACGGGUACCUCUUCCCGUCGCCCUCAUCGCCCCCUGCUGUCAGCGGGAGGAACAGCAGCCGAGGGAAGAGAUCUCCGUAUGGGCCGCUGGCUCAGUUCCCGCUGGAGUCGUCUGUUCCCGUCCUGAGCCAGUCGUGGGACCCGGCGGAGGAUCUGGCGCUCAGGGCGGGCGUGUUUAAGGGCACCACGCUGCUGCCGCUGCUACAGUCACGCAGCAAAUUCGAGCAUCUGCUUCAGGAGAUGCUGCGGAGGGAGGUGGGAGAUGAGAAACAAGCUAACAACUCUCGGGCGAACAAUGACACCCAGACGUCGCCCACCACCAAUCACUCGCCCUAUAGAGAGCUCUCGCCGGCGCAGCGAACAUCCUGGCAUUCUGUGCCACAGCAGAUCCUCGUGCCUUUACCGCCCCCAGCGCAGCUGGAUAACCGCUGGCCGAGCGAAGAAAGCGUCAGCCCGAUGUCACCCGCUUUACCUGAACGCCAGCAUCUGAUUGGCUCGCGCUUCGGCUCUCCUUCAAGGGUGGACCUAUCAAUCAACACAUCACCACGCCUACCAAACCAUAUUCAAAGCGAGCCUUUAGACUUGUCAAUUCCUAAACUGCAUUCGGUCCAUAACGCAUCACGGAAUCCGGCGUGUAAUGGCUACUCGCUGCACCACGACAGACGCGACGGCGAGGGCGUGUUCACGAGACUGACUCCGCCCUCACAGCAGCAUGUGGGCGGAGCUUAUGCAGCGUCGCCGCUGUUCAGCAGCACAUUGUUCAGCAGCUUCCCGGUCUUCAAUCACAUGAUCCCCGCCGGUCUGGGACACAACGGUCUGACGUCACUUCCUCUCACGCCAACCUCGCCAAAUACAGGCUUCCUGUCUCCAGUGGCGUAUAUGGUGGAGGCGGAGUCAGAAUCAAUGCUGAAGAGAAUGCAACAUGAAAAACAUUCAAUCAUGACUGAAGCGCUGAGCCGCGGCGCUCUGGAGUAUCUGUGUCUGAUGGAGGAUGGGAUGGAUGGAGAGAUCAGUCCUGGGAGAAAGAGGCUGAAGAAGACGGAGGAAGGACUUUACGCCUGCGACAUCUGCGACAAAACCUUCCAGAAGAGCAGCUCUCUGCUGCGCCAUAAAUAUGAGCACACAGGGAAGAGACCUCACGAGUGUGUGAUCUGUAAGAAGGCGUUCAAACACAAGCAUCAUCUGAUUGAACACAGCCGCCUGCACUCCGGAGAGAAGCCGUAUCAGUGCGACAAGUGCGGCAAACGCUUCUCACACUCGGGCUCGUACUCGCAGCACAUGAACCACCGCUACGCCUUCUGCAGCCGCGACAGCGACCCGGACGCCGACCCCCAGCCGAGCCCCGUCACAGAGUCACACGACUGCAGCUCGGAGGACGAGAACACGCUCGGCAGAAACACUUAUGAGAGAGACCAGCCGACAGACGGAGAGCAGACGCUCCUUCAGUGCUCACCAAAGAUGUGAAACAAACACAAUCGAUCGAUCAAUGCCAAGCUUCUCCGAAAACCUGACAAAGUCAUACUUCACCACAUCAAAACAACAACACAAAUUAAAUAUCAAAAAGAUUUAGAAGUAUUGUGAUGCACAUGUGUAUGCACCAUGCCUAAAAAGAAUUGCAAUAUAUUACAAUCUGAAAUGGUUUCGAAAGGAGGCCUUUUCUUUUUCUUUAUGCGAAAUAGAAUUACAAAAAAAAUUAAUUCUUCUAAGAAUAUGUCAAAUUUCAACAAAAAAAAUCAUAAAAAUACAUAAAUAUGAAAUUAGAUUUUACAUAAAGAAAAUGUGCCUGUUUUUGGAAAAAUAUUUAAUAUUUUUCAUACUGGCGUUUAGAUUCGUAUUAGCAUAAAGAAAAGAAUUAAUAAACAAAAUAAAAAUCUAAUUAUUGUAAUGCACAUUAUAUUUAUAUUGAAUUUGUUAUGGAGGCUUAAUAAAAAAUACAUAUAUAUAUAUAUAUAUAUAUAUAUAUAUAUAUAUAUAUAUAUAUAUAUAUAUAUAUAUAUAUAUAUAUUCUGCAAAGAAUGUGUUAAAAGUCAUGGUUCACACCAAAGUAAUAAAUAAAUAAAUAAAAUAUUAAAUAUUUUGCAUAAAGAAGAUAUGUCUGUUCUUUAAGAUUUUUUAAUUACUUAUAAGGAAAAAAAUAAUAAAUAAAAAUACAAAUAAAUAAAUUAUAUAUAUAAAUAUAUAUAAUUUUUUUAAAUUAAUUUAUUUUUCUGUUACAAUUGGAGUGAAAUAUGACCCAGAAGUUUUCCUGAAAUUGAGGCAUUUUAAGAGCUCAGGAGCCGUUAUUAACACAAGACAGUAGUGAAAUCUGAAAUAUUCCAGUAUAAUUAUUGAGCAGCAGUAAUCAAGGGCUAAUUAAUGACCGGUUUAUGGUCUCCUCCGUCACAAUGAUCUCAAACUGCACUAGAACUCAUCAUCCAACACAGAUUUGACUUUCUUCUUCAUCAACUCAACAAACACACGCCAAGUAUUUGCACAAACCCUGAUGCACCAAAGACUGUGUUCUUGAUGCAAUGCAAUCCAUUCCUGAAGUGUCCUUUGGAGACGGAGAAAGCUGGAAAAGCGCUUUAAACAUGCAGGAGUUUAAUGAACACAAGCGGUGCUUUAAAUCUGCCUUCAUUCACGCAGUACUCGUCUUUUCUACUUUAACUCUGUAAACAUGGACGACGCACCAAAACCUUCUUGCACACCAGAACAGUGCACUAUUUCCACCAGUGUUAUUUUUAUACACAUUUUUUAAGCUUUGUUAAAAUGUUAAUACAUAAUCCUUGUAAUAAAGUUGUACAUAUUUUGGAAA
Molecule: messenger RNA, 3806 nt
Organism: Carassius gibelio (silver crucian carp)
Lineage: Eukaryota; Metazoa; Chordata; Actinopteri; Cypriniformes; Cyprinidae
Product: zinc finger E-box-binding homeobox 1-like
Exons: 8
Coding region: 299-2476 (725 amino acids)
Biological process (GO): regulation of transcription by RNA polymerase II; anatomical structure development
Molecular function (GO): DNA-binding transcription factor activity, RNA polymerase II-specific; RNA polymerase II cis-regulatory region sequence-specific DNA binding
Source: RefSeq, a predicted model, not a curated record